Brachypodium distachyon (stiff brome) is the source of this 1890-nucleotide messenger RNA. Its product is annotated as UPF0481 protein At3g47200. The record is from RefSeq and is a predicted model, not a curated record. Bases 229 to 1662 code for a protein of 477 amino acids. NCBI's taxonomy places the organism in Eukaryota, Viridiplantae, Streptophyta, Magnoliopsida, Poales, Poaceae. The transcript has 2 exons.
ACCUUUUUACAAUUUGUAAAUCCACAUGCAUAUGCAUGGGAGCAGGCAGCAGUGCAUGCUUUCGUCGUUAUAUAUAGGGCCGGGAGAGGUUUAGGUUAGCGGACAAUUUAUACAGACGAGAAACGCAGGUGCAUGUAGCUAAGGUUAUAGCAGCAAAUAUACCCCCGGCCACUGUUGAUCAAGACGGUCUGACGGUGAAAACCAAUUGCCACACGCAGAGCAAGCUCCAUGGACGUCCAAGGGCCGCAGCAGGAGCAGGACCAAGUAGAAGAAGAAGAUGAUGAAUCCCUGAUAAUAACGGAGAUCCUAACAGCUGCUCUGCCCAAGUUGGUCGACACUAGCGUGGCGUGCCUGAUUUCGUGGGCCGGGGACGACAUCGUCGACCGCGGCCAUUAUUACGAACCAAGCACGGUCCGCAUCGGCCCAUUCCACCGCCAGGAUCCAUGUAAACGAUCAGCUGACAGGACGGAGCUGAAGAAGAAGCUGGUGCUCCGGGGCCUGCUCACCAGCAGCAAAGAAGAAGGGCGUCGAGAGGAGCUGAGGAGCCACCUGGAAGCCAUGGAGCGCAUGGAGGCCGACGCACGGCGCUGCUACAACAGGAGCUUCAGCUGGAUGACGAGCAAGGAGUUCGCCCGUAUGCUGCUGCUGGACGGCUGCUUCCUCUACUCGCGCUUCUCAGGGUUCGUCUCCGGAUCCGGCGACGACGACGACAUCGCCGUCGACCGCGACGUCAUGUUCCUCCUGGAGAACCAGAUACCCUUCUUCGUCCUGGAGAAGAUCCACCAGCGGUUCAACACUAGUACAUCUGGAAAUAAAGUCCUUGUUGAUAAGGUCACCAAGCGCGUCCAGCGAGUGCUCCAGCGCAGCAACUACAUCGCUCUCGCCAAUGUUAACGUGCCAUCGUCGCCUCCAUGCCAUCUUCUCCACCUGCUCCACAUGUACUUCACGCCUACAUCCUCCACUCUGGACUUGGAUUCUACUAGUUCCCCCAAACAGUCGACGGAGCCUCGUCCUCCUGCACUAGUGCGGCGCCAAGGCGACGGACAGCAUAGCAUUAGGGUCCCGGUUCGCUGGCGCACGGCCACGCAGUACCACGCGGCCGGCGUGAGGUUCGUCAAGCGGAAGCUCGGCGGCAAUGGCAACGGGGAGGCACGCUCCAUCCUGGACGUGGAUCUCAUAAAAGACCGGCUCCACGUCCCUUGCCUCACGGUGGACGCCAACACCUUGAGGUUACUGCGGAACAUGGUGGCCCUGGAGCAAAAGAGCCUGCAGCAGCAGAGGACCUCCCACGUCACGGCUUACUGCCUCUUCCUGUCGCAGCUGGCGAGCACGGAGGAGGACGUGGAGCUGCUCGUCUCAAAGGGCAUCAUCGUGCACCUGCUCCGCAGCAAUGGCGACGUCGCGGAAGGGCUCGCCGGGCUCUGCGACGGCGUCGUCAUCGACCCGGACGCCGGCAACGACUACCUCCUCAGGUCCAAGUAUGAGGCGCUCGAGAAGCUGAUCGUCGUCUGCUCCGGAUCCGGCGGGAGGAAGUCCAUGGCGUGGCUCCGGAGCCACAGCAAGUGCUUGCUGGUGGCGGCACUCGUCCUCCUCCUCUUCCUAUGGACGGCGCAGCAAUCCGUGUUUUCUGCGCUCAGAAAUUGCAAAUGCAGGUCUCCUUAAUCCGUGUUUUCUACUAAGUUUUAGGUCCCGUUUGUUUGGACUUCAGCUUCAGCUUUUGGUUAAACAGGAGAAGUGUUUUUGAAAUUGCUAGAAGCAACAAAAGUUGAAACAGAAGCCCAAAAGGCCUUAGUAAUUCGAUUAGUUGCAUUUCUGUUCCACGCUUAAUUUGAAUCUGAAAACCACUUAAUUUGGCACAAGGGGAGUAUAUAUAUAUUUUCUAGAAUGCUC